Molecule: messenger RNA, 1348 nt
Organism: Striga hermonthica
Lineage: Eukaryota; Viridiplantae; Streptophyta; Magnoliopsida; Lamiales; Orobanchaceae
Source: the annotation of a GenBank genome assembly
AUGCCGCCCCGUAGGGAACCCGAUCAUCCGGCUCCUACUCAGGCCACAGUAGUCGCACAGUUCCGCGACUAUCAUGCAAAAAAAUUCUCUGGGCAGGGAGAUCCCCGUAUUGUGGACGAGUGGCUUCAGGGCCUUGAGUUUAUCUUCGAGGUCAUGGAUUGCGCAGAUAGAUAUCGCGUAAUCUGCGCUCAGCUUCAGCUCACCGGUGAUGCCCGGCUCUGGUGGAAUGCCUACUGGAGCAUGCGUCCCGGCGAAAAGGAGGGUUGUACAUGGGAUAGUCUCAAGGAGCUGAUCCGUGUGAAGUACUACCCCAGCUACUACAGAGCAGAGAUAGAGCGUCAGUUUCUAUCGCUCCAGCAGGGUACUCGUACUGUUGACGAGUAUGAGAGGGAGUUUACUAGACUUGCAGCUUUUGUUCCUGACUUGGUUCGCACGGAGGCCCAGAGAGCACAGCGCUUCAUUGACGGGCUUCACCCCACAGUCCGUCAUAACAUCGUAGGCCACGGGACACAGAUGUACGCUCGUGCAGUUUCGAUUGCCCAGGAGGUGGACGCUAGCAUCAGGAGGGAGGCCGUCCGUGAUCGUUCUCAGCCAUCUUCCCCUGCUCAGUCAUCUUCAGUUCCACCGAUGUCACCAGUCACUGCCCAGCCACCGAAGACCAACAAGAGGAAGGGGAAAGAUGCCCCGAUGGACAAGAGGACCCGGCGGAGGCUACAGCAGAUUCCACAGUGCCCGACAUGCGGACGACUUCACCGAGGCGAGUGUCGCUUUGGUCAAGAUGUAUGCUACUACUGUCACGAGCCCGGACACUUCGCGAACCGUUGUCCGAAGAAGGCGCAGCAGCCUCAGCAGCCUCAACAGCCACCGCAGCAGCAGCAUCCCCGUCAACAGGCACAGAGGCCGCCUCAGCAGCAGCAGCAGAGGGGCAGACAGCAGGCCCGAGUUUAUGCAGUUGAUCAGGCAGAGGCCGAGCAGCAGCCAGGUACUAUGUCAGGGAUGGUUGUGCUUAAUAAUGUUUAUGUGUUUGCUUUGUUUGAUACUGGAGCGACACAUUCUUUCAUUUCACGCCGAUGUCUUGAUGCCAUCGGAGUUCGCGCUACCACCACUAUCGAUCCUCUCGAGGUGAGUUUGGCCUCGGGACGAAAGAUAGUGACCUCAGCUAAAGCUUCAGAUCUUAGCCUUUCCAUCGGUGGCCGAGUAUUGUCUACCGACGCGUUUGUUCUCGAGAUGAGGGACUUUGACCUUAUUCUCGGAAUGGAUUGGCUAUCCUUUUAUCAUGUAGAUAUCAAAUGUCAUGACCGGGAGAUUACUCUCUAUCUUCUGGGAGACGAGUCGAUCACUUUCUUUG